GCGAACGUCAAAAGAAAAUGAGCCAAUGACGUGGCCUGUCAGAUUCUGCUUAGGUGGACGAAGGUGGAUAGGGAUAUAGCUCGGGCCCGAGCAGGAUUUGAAGUGUUGGAAUGGGCGCGUAUGGACUCCUCAGCCGCAGCAAUGACGGCAGACUCGCACGGCCGACUGGCGUCAAAAGCAUGGGUGAUCUCCCAAGUUACACCCGGUACUCCGGUACAACUGACGCUCCCGUCCCUUUAUAUUGUGAGUAACAUGGAGUGAUUGUUGAAGCGAGCCCAACUUGGCGAUCAACGUUCACUCCUAAUUCGUCCUCCAACCAUAUUUACUUCUUCCUUGCCCUUAUCAAACCGAAGCUAUCAGCACUUGCUCGGUCUAGGCCGUCACGGGAUGGGUUCGCUUUCUGAUAAUGACUGUAAGCCGGUAGGCUCGUACCCCCCCUCGGGUAUCGACGUCCUCAUCGUCGGCACGGGGCUUGCAGGGCUUACAGCGUCCAUCGAAUGCGUGCGCAAGGGCCACAACGUGCGGGUUCUCGAGCGCCACGAUGACAUAAACACAGCAGGCGAUAUGUAUUUCAUGGGCCAUAGCGCUACCAAGUUCUUUCGCCAUUGGCCUGAGCUAUCAAGGGAAUAUGAGGCGAUAUCCAUGAACAAUGCAUGGAUCGAGACAUUCAAGCACGACGGCGAACGGGUGAUUACCCCGUUGAAGGUCGCAGAACGUCUGCGUCAAGCCGGCAUGGACCCAAACACCCCGCCAGGUGCCUUUCAGAUGCGACCGCUCAUCUACCGGAUGUACCUGAACGAGGUGCAGAGGCAAGGAAUUAAGAUCGAUUUUGGCCAGCGCGUCGUCGACUACUGGGAAGAUGAGGAGCGCCAAAAGGCAGGCGUCGUGACGGCCAAGGGCGACAGGUUCGAAGCUGAUGUGGUGAUCGCGGCGGACGGCGUCGGCUCCAAGUGUCAGAAGCUAGUAGGCGGCCAGGUCAGGGCGAUGAGCGCCGGGAGGGCCAUGUGGCGCGCAGCUUUCCCAAUUCACCACCUGGAUAAGAACCCGGAGCUGAAAAAAUUUCUCAAGAUGGGUGGUCCCAACGAGGACGAGCCAAUGGUGAGGACGUGGCUUGGCCCGGGGACGUACGCGAUGGUCCUGAUUCGCAAGGAGACUUGCGUGUGGAUCAUGAAUCACGACAUUACCGGAUCAGAGGAAGAGAGCUGGGUUCACACGGUCGAAUGGCCCGACGUCCUGAAUAACAUGGACAAGGGGUUAGGCGAUCGGCCAUGGGAUCCUAGGAUCAAGGAACUCGUGAAGGUGAUACCACCCAAGACAAUUGUCAACUUCGAGCUAUUCUGGCGUAACCCGCAACCUUCGUGGACUUCCAAGGGCGCUCGCGUGGUCCUCAUGGGCGAUGCUGCUCAUUCUUUCCUGCCCGCCUCCGGAAACGGUGCGACGCAGGCGAUUGAAGAUGCCGUUUCGCUGGCCACCUGCCUUCAGAUCGGAGGGAAGCAAAACAUAUCGGAGGCUGUUCGUACACACGUGCGUUUCCGCUUCAUCCGCUGCGCCUGCGCGCAGAAGAUGGGAUUUGCUAACGCAGAGCUGCUGCAACACCCCGACUGGUCGAAGGUCAAGGUCAAUCCGAAGUUGGCGCAGCCCAAGCUCCCAAGCUGGAUUUGGAAGCACGACCCCGAGCAGUAUGCUUAUGAGAAUUAUGAAAAGAUGGCCGACACCAUCAGGAAAGGCAUUCCCUUUGAUGAAGUUGACACGGUGCCGCCUAACUACCCGCCCGGCUAUAAGUACGAGUCCUGGAACAUUGACGAUAUGCAAAAGGAGGUGGAUAAUGGCACGGUUGACAUGGGAGGCGGGAACUGGGAUUAAGAAGAGGGUUGGCUCGGCGUUCGUGAUAGAGGAAGCAUCCUAAAGUCUUGUUAGAGUCUCAUUCGUGACUAGAUUUAUUUCUAGAUUUCUAGAUACCUGCCUACCAGGUAUAGAGAUUUUACGUUGAAUGUCAGGUUUCCCUUCUUAAACCCGAAUACGUUACUACUUAGAAAACAAUACAGUACCUACCGUACCUAUGCCUUCA
This is a messenger RNA of Annulohypoxylon truncatum, 2068 nucleotides long. RefSeq names its product FAD/NAD(P)-binding domain-containing protein. Lineage: Eukaryota; Fungi; Ascomycota; Sordariomycetes; Xylariales; Hypoxylaceae. Gene Ontology annotation, biological process: secondary metabolite biosynthetic process. The record is from RefSeq and is a predicted model, not a curated record. The transcript is spliced from 4 exons. Bases 388 to 1863 code for a protein of 491 amino acids. Gene Ontology annotation, molecular function: monooxygenase activity; FAD binding.